GUCACUUGUUGCAGACACGAGUGCUAGUCAUUGCAACAGUGCAUGUUGCAUUCUUGACAACAAAGCUUGCUUAUCGAGAUGGUUAUCAAGAUAAGACACUUUGUCUAAAUCAUCAUGUAGUGGCGUCUUAGAACUGCCGAAGCCCUCAAGCAGAACAAAGGAGUCGGAGAAAAUUGGUCAUGAAUCACUUAGGAAUGUGUUAACAGGUUACAGGAUGUAGCUCACAUUAUGCUUUUAAUGACUUUCAUAUCCUUCUAAAAAUGUAACGGGCAGACUGACAGGUUUGAGAGCGCAAAGCGAAAUUCAGUUCUCACUUUGUGCUUAUCAGACUGUUGAGGUUUUUAAUGUAAAUCUGGUGCUUCUAAAAAUAAAAUAAAAACAUUUUCACAUAUUCGUGAAAGAGGGAAGCAACAAGCAACGUUUUGAGGGACUGAGAGACUGCAGCUGUUCAUGCGUAUCUGCUUAUGUCUUCUGUGUGUCUCCUGGGUUUAGGAACUCAUCGAAUACCUGCGCUCCCAUUCCCACAGUGCGGUCUACGCCACCUCCAUGUCUCCUCCUGUGGUGGAGCAAAUCAUCACUUCUAUGAAGUGCAUUAUGGGAGAGGAUGGCACAACAAUAGGCAGUGAGCGUGUGCAGCAGCUGGCAGAGAACACGGUCUAUUUCCGCAAGAGGCUUCGAGAAAUGGGCUUCAUCAUCUACGGCAACAACGACUCUCCCGUCGUACCCUUGAUGCUCUACAUGCCUGCCAAGAUAGGAGCGUUUGGCAGGGAGAUGCUGAAGAGGAACAUUGGCGUGGUUGUCGUGGGCUUCCCUGCUACACCCAUCAUCGAAUCGCGAGCACGCUUCUGCAUCUCUGCCAGCCAUUCGAAAAACAUGCUCGACCAGGUAAACACACACUUAAAAAUAUCUUAACACGUGUUUAGUAUUCAGCAUGUCUCAUUUAACACAUUCUAGAUAUGAUAUUCUUUUAUGGUAAUACUCAUAGGUAAAAGUCGACAAUGAUUUCUCAAAAUUU
Molecule: messenger RNA, 1015 nt
Organism: Haplochromis burtoni (Burton's mouthbrooder)
Lineage: Eukaryota; Metazoa; Chordata; Actinopteri; Cichliformes; Cichlidae
Product: serine palmitoyltransferase 2-like
Exons: 3
Coding region: 547-912 (121 amino acids)
Biological process (GO): ceramide biosynthetic process; sphingosine biosynthetic process
Cellular component (GO): serine palmitoyltransferase complex
Molecular function (GO): pyridoxal phosphate binding; serine C-palmitoyltransferase activity
Source: RefSeq, a predicted model, not a curated record